Molecule: messenger RNA, 1358 nt
Organism: Crotalus tigris (Tiger rattlesnake)
Lineage: Eukaryota; Metazoa; Chordata; Lepidosauria; Squamata; Viperidae
Gene: HEXB
Product: hexosaminidase subunit beta
Exons: 12
Coding region: 14-1165 (383 amino acids)
Biological process (GO): ganglioside catabolic process; glycosaminoglycan metabolic process; carbohydrate metabolic process
Cellular component (GO): membrane
Molecular function (GO): beta-N-acetylhexosaminidase activity
Source: RefSeq, a predicted model, not a curated record
GUAUUAUGAAUAUAUGUUUGGUUAUCCCAAAUGGCAGAAUCGAAAUGAGAAAAAAUCCCUAUGUGAAACAGAAUUGUCCUUUCUUCAGGUGAUUAUCACUUCAAAGGAUUCUGAAUGUGAUAAAUUCCCUAGUAUUACAUCAGAUGAAGCCUAUCAUCUCCAAGUAUCAAAGCCCACGUCUGUGCUGAAGGCUGAAAAAGUUUGGGGAGUCUUAAGAGGUCUGGAAACUUUCAGCCAGUUAUUAUAUGAGGAUGAUUGUGGAAGUUAUUUUGUUAAUGAGUCUUACAUAAGUGACUUUCCAAGAUUUGCAUAUCGAGGAAUCUUGCUUGAUACAUCACGACAUUUCCUACCACUGAAAGUUAUUCUAACUAAUUUGGAUGCCAUGGCCUUUAAUAAGUUCAACGUCCUGCACUGGCACAUUGUAGAUGACCCUUCCUUUCCUUAUGAAAGUACCACUUUUCCAGAAUUGAGUGCCCAGGGUGCUUAUACUCCCAACCAUGUUUAUACUCCCACUGAUGUUCAUAAUGUCAUAGAAUAUGCUCGCUUACGAGGGAUUAGAGUUAUUCCAGAAUUUGAUAUGCCAGGACAUACUCAGUCUUGGAGAAAAGAUAUCCUCACACCUUGCUACAGUGGAAAACAUCCAAGUGGCUUUUAUGGACCUAUAAACCCCAUUUUGAAUGCAACUUAUGAUUUUAUGAUGAAAUUAUUUGAAGAAGUUGGCACUGUAUUUCCCGAUGAUUAUAUCCACUUAGGAGGAGAUGAAGUGGACUUCAGUUGUUGGAAUUCCAAUCCUGAUAUAACUGAGUUCAUGAAAAAGAAAGGAUUUGGGUUCUGGUAUUCUAAACUGGAAUCCUAUUAUAUUGAAAAAAUGCUGGACAUUGUGACUUUUCUUAACAAGAAAUCCAUAAUCUGGCAGGAAGUAUUUGAUGAUGGAGCAAAGCUGCAGCCAGACACAAUAGUUGAAGUGUGGAAGAAAUUUUUGUAUGAACUUGAAUUAGCAAGAGUAACAAAACAAGGACAUCAGGCAAUCCUUGCUGCACCUUGGUACCUAGACCUCAUCAGUUAUGGCGAGGACUGGAAGAACUACUACAGUGUUGAACCACUGAACUUUAUUGGCCACGGGCAAGUGCUGUUGGUGAGAGACUUUGGAGCAGUGAAAAUGUAACCGAUAUUUCAGAUGCUUCUAAAAGACUUACUCAACAUCGUUGUCGCAUGCUUAGGCGUGGAAUUGCAGCACAGCCUUUGUUUGUUGGAUACUGCAAUCAUGACUUCCUCUGAUCAGGGAUCGUAGCAAAAGGGCCUAUUCUUUAUUUUAAUGUGACACAUAUGUAUCAGUGUGAGUUAUAUAGGAAAAGAGA